AUGACUAGCGCGGCUUGGAGACCCGCUGAAUAUCCAUCCUGCAUUGUGACGCUUGAGAAUUUUACCUACACUCGACAACAGUUCUCUGACGCCAUCAAUGACCGCCAGCCUACAUUCUUACCAAAUACGGUAGCGACAUAUAGUAAUACGGGGAUAUUACUCCUCGCGUACGCCCUCGAAAGCAUAACGGGAAAGCCCUAUGAGGAUAUACUCAAGACAACCUUGGUAGAUGCACUAGGCUUAACAGGGACCUCGUUCUCUGCACCCGAGGGCGAAAGGGGCGUAAUUCCAUUUAACACCACGCUUAGUCAAUGGGCGCGCAACUUGGGAGCUACAGCACCCAUGGGUGGCCUAUACUCUUGCAUGAGCUGAGGAGGGGACAUAUGGCAAACGACUCGACAAGGGAGCGAGAUCCAAACAAGGUGGA
Molecule: messenger RNA, 427 nt
Organism: Lindgomyces ingoldianus
Lineage: Eukaryota; Fungi; Ascomycota; Dothideomycetes; Pleosporales; Lindgomycetaceae
Product: beta-lactamase/transpeptidase-like protein
Exons: 1
Coding region: 1-372 (123 amino acids)
Source: RefSeq, a predicted model, not a curated record